This is a messenger RNA of Heterocephalus glaber (naked mole-rat), 1382 nucleotides long. NCBI's taxonomy places the organism in Eukaryota, Metazoa, Chordata, Mammalia, Rodentia, Bathyergidae. The record is from RefSeq and is a predicted model, not a curated record.
GAAAAUACCAGAAAAUAACAUGCAUCAUCACGUGUGACGAGAAAAUGAACUCUAGUAAAUUACUGGUGGGAACAGAAAAUGCCACAGCCUCUGUGGGAAACAGUUUAGCAGUUCCUCAAAACCUUAAACACGGAAUUGUCACAUGACUCAGCAAUUCCACUUCAAGGUAGAUACCCAAAAGAAUGGAAACCAGAUGUUCAAGCAAAAAUUUGCACAUGAAUAUUGGUGGUGGCAUGAUUUCAUGGUAGUCAAAAGAAGGAAACAGAUGAAAUGUCUGACCCUCAAAGAAAGAUGGAGUAGCCGUGUGUGUGAGUGGCUUUGUCACUUAAUGCUCCAUGAUUGGAUGUCAGGCAUUUGGUCGGGGCAAAGGUGCUUCCUGCUAAAGCAGAUGGGCGAUUCCACAGCCCCCACACACAGCCAAACUUACCUCAGUCUGGACUCGUGGAAGAACCACCUGGCUCCAGCCCCACUCUGCCCUGGCCGCCAUGCAGGAUUCCCCUGCAGAGUCACCGGCCACGGUGCUGAAAGGCCGCUGCUGUCAAACAGCAGGAGGCGGCCUGAGGACUCACAGUCCUCACUCACACAACCCUCCCCUAUCUCUUUGUAAAGCAAUGAGCUACAGCCGCUGCCCGCCAAAUCCUUCCCAGCAUUUUAGAAUUUCGCUUUGUGUUGAUUGUAAUCUCCUUGUGGAGGUUGCACAGAGACUCGGAGGGCAUGGACAGGACCUCGGGUGCCACCAGUGGGGCAAAACCCUUCUUCCUAGUGCUGUUUCCCCCAGAGGAGCACACGGGGGCCAAGCUCAAAAGGCGUGAGAGCAGGCCUGGUUAGAGCAUUUGUCAGGUUGCUGGGUUCCUUUCUCUCCUCUCAGAAUUCACUACAGUUUCAUCCUGCAGAGGCAGUGAGGCUGCGUGAAUGCUGUCGCCGCUCAUUCUACUCUUCCUCUAGGUCACUGUCACAGUCUGGGUGCUGCUUAUUAACCUAUUAAAAUGGGUGAGGGUGGGAGGGGCACCAACAGUCCCAACCCUAGCUCCACAAGGCUCCCUUGCACCUCGGCUGACAUGCAAGCCCGCAUUGCCAUGGUGCCCAAGAGGAAGGUCGGCUCUGCCAAAGGGGCAGCGAAGGAGGAGCCCAAGCAGAGACUGGCAAGGCUACAGCAGGAACCAAGCAUGAUGACCUGCACUACAAAGGGAGACCUGCCUCAAAAAAACAAAACAAAACAAAACAAAAAAAGACAGCCGGAAAGGAUAAAUCUUGGGACAAAAAAGAGAAAGCAGGAGGCAGUGGCUAAUCAAGAAACUAAGGAAGAUUCACCUUCGGAAAAUGGAGAAACUAAAAACGAGGAAAACAAUGAAGCAGAAGAGAAGGAAGCCAAGCCUGAUUAA